AUGCCCCGUGAAAUCAAGAGCCUGAAGGAGUUCCUCGCCAUCUGCUCCCGCAAGGACGCCAGAUGUGUGAAGGUGAAGCACAACCCGACGCAGACAAAGUUCAAGGUGCGCUGCAGCCGCUACCUUUACACCCUCGUCGUUGCUGACAAGAAGAAGGCGGACAAAAUUGAGCGGUCCAUUCACCCCUCCGUGAAGAAGAUCACCGUCACGGCACGCUCCCACGCCAAAACAAAUGCCGGCAGCAAGUAA
This is a messenger RNA of Trypanosoma cruzi, 249 nucleotides long. Its product is annotated as ribosomal protein L38, putative. The coding region runs from base 1 to 249 and encodes 82 amino acids. Lineage: Eukaryota; Euglenozoa; Kinetoplastea; Trypanosomatida; Trypanosomatidae. Gene Ontology annotation, molecular function: structural constituent of ribosome. Gene Ontology annotation, biological process: translation; protein-RNA complex assembly. The transcript has a single exon. Gene Ontology annotation, cellular component: cytosolic large ribosomal subunit; ribosome. The record is from RefSeq and is a predicted model, not a curated record.